This is a messenger RNA of Emiliania huxleyi CCMP1516, 930 nucleotides long. RefSeq lists its product as hypothetical. The record is from RefSeq and is a predicted model, not a curated record. Bases 1 to 930 code for a protein of 309 amino acids. NCBI's taxonomy places the organism in Eukaryota, Haptophyta, Isochrysidales, Noelaerhabdaceae. The transcript has a single exon.
AUGAACCACGCGCGACUGCCAAGGCAGCGGAGGGGCGCCUUUGUCGGCUUCUGCUCGCGACACACUUGCAGCCGGAGUCGGCAACUCGGCCUCCCAAACGACUGCUGCCCAGAUGCGACGCCUUGCAGGCUGGCGCCCAAUGCGUCACAUCACAUCCUGUUUGUGCACGUGGAGAAGACAGGCGGCUCGUCUGUGGAAUGUGCUGCAAGGGACUGGGCGCAGGCCGGCUACUGGACGAGCAUGGGGCACGUUGGAACUGACGGCCGAGGGGAUGCUGCGUUGCGUGCGUGCCGGAGGCGGUGCGAGGAUGCGGGCGUGCCUACUGCUGUCGUCAUCAGCGUGCGCGACCCGUACUCGUACUGGCAGUCCGUGCACCGCUUUGCCUGGAGGGCUGCUGGGACGCGCCUUUCAGCCACCUACAACGCCCUGACCAGCGAGUUCAGAGCCUCGACGCGCGUGUCGAGGAGGGAGCCCGGCAUCCUCGCGACGCUGCCUUCGCUGCUCGGCUGGGUGGAGGCGACGCCGAGCGCCGUUUCGUGCAGCUCCAACUUUUCGCGCUGCCUUUCGCUUAGUGGCCGCAUCAAGCGCGCGUGCGGAGGCACCCUCUCGGGCUGCGCCGCUGACUUUGUGCUACAUACGGAAACGCUCGAGCGUGACUGGUCCUCUCUGGUGGCUCGCUAUGGCUUGCCCGCGACGCCUCUGCCGCAUGUCGUGCCGGGCUCCGGGUACAGCAAGAACAGAAGCUGCCACUGUGCCCUCGACCGGCCCCGCCGCUGCGACCCCUUCUGGGGGCGGAGAGGAGGAGGGUCCUUCAGCUGCUCGGACGCGCCAGUGCUCGCCGCGACUCAGCACACAGCCGCGACACGCGCCAUUAUCGACCGUGUAGAGGGAGAAGUCUUCAACGGAUUCGGCUAUGCACAUUCGAGGUGA